AUGACGGGGGUGGUAUCAGUAGUAAGGGACGAGGCACCCAUCGGGAAGACGAAGCUGGACGCGGGAUGGCUGGCUGCAAGGUCGACGGACGUCAAGCUGACCGGGGUCCAGCUCACAACCACACACCCCCCUUCUUCUCCUCCUUCCCCGCCAUGGAUGGAAGCCGCCGUUCCCGGGACGUGAGUAGGAGUCGUGGCAUUCCUCUUUUCCUAGCUUUAUCAUCCCCAUAGGCUGCAUUCUAAUCUUUUGGCAUGGUUGUUACCAAGUCGCUGUAAAAACCUUGAUUAUUUCCAGUCGCCGCGAAUAGUAUGAUGCUGAAGCUCGUCCUCUAAGUGUGGCAUGCGUGCACCUACUGCUUUGUCGCGUGCUCAGAGUACGCCAAAGGGUCCUACAAGCAAUGACCUUGUCUGCGAGGUCGGAUUGUUAGAAUUUCUUUUCAAUCACAUCCGUUUACUCCGCUGAAGCUCCAUCAAAGUGUCAAUCACCACAUUGGGUCAGCCAUUCUGCAGUAGCGUCGUUGUUCUUAUUGAUUAAUUCCUCUAACAGGACGGUUAGAAAAAACCGGAUCGUUUGGUGUAAGGAACUUCAGCUUUCGCUUUGGCAUGUGGAAGUCAAGUGCAUUUCGGCUUUUUCAGGAAUGGCUGAUUUGUAACGCCCUGACUCCUUUCUUCUCUGAGAUUGGAUAGAGGGCAUUAAAUUUAGGAUAGCCGGGCUUGUGUAGCUUGGCCUUCAUUUCAUUGAAUUCUAAUCAUAUGACUGUUACUGCAGAUUAAGCUAGUUGCUUGUUUCAAACUUCACAUGUACGUGAUCCUUGUUUAUAUUAUCAUUCAGAGGCUGAAACGUUUUAUCCCUGCUUGUAUCGGAAGUUGAUCAGAUAAGAUAAUUGGUCAUGACUUGGCAUAUACAUCAAGUCUAUGUGGUCUUAGCUUAAGUAAAUUUUAUCCACUGAGAAAAUACGGCUUCAAUUAAUAGUUUUUUUUUCUGAAGUAUGAAUGGCAAGAGCAAUCAUCCUAUUAGUAAUCAAAUUUACUGCAGAAUGUUGAAUGAUAUUCUGUUCUGCUCGAGAAAGCCAUUCACCAAUUAUUUUGGUCUUUCUAUACGUAUAUAAUAUAUGCAUGUUUCUAACUAUAAAUGUUGAAUGGUAUGAGAUGUCCCUGUUUAGACAAUCAAUCCAUCAACUUCAAAAUGACAAUUUUUCUUGAAGAAGGUGGUAAACCCAUCAAUGAAAUCUGUUCCAUUGUCUUGGCAGAUCUUCUUCUAGUGAGGUUAAGAUACUCAACUUAUGUGACAACAUGCAUUCAAAUUUAUCCUAUUGCCAUCUAUCACAUUCUCUUAAAAUUUCAGCCUUGAUUUUCUCCCACAGUAAAAUCGACUUAAAUCUGUGGAGAAUUCCAUGUAAUCUAGUGGGGCCAUAGGAAAGGUGUGAUUCUGUAAGUAACUGUGAUUGGUUAACCGGCCAAUAUUCUUCCCUCAUAGUACAUACAUUAAGGGGAUCCUUGAACUGAUUGAAGCACUUCAGCUUCCAAGUUAACUUCCAUCUAUCUUUUCACCUUGUCCCAAGUAACCUUGAGGCAAUGGUAAUCACCGCAUGGUUUUAAUCCACCUUUGUUGAGCUCGUUUGCUGAUUACAAGCAAUAGUCUGGGCAGGGAAGCCUAGCCUCGAUUUAUGAGCUGCCCAAAUAUUCUCUCUCUAGAAAAUAGAAAUCGAAUGUCACUAUCGUUUUAGAGCUUUACUCAAUAGUUCUAAAAGUUGUUUGCCUUGCAUAAGACUCGCAUCAAUGCCUAAACUGAAGGCAUUCUAUAAGUAAUGAAUGGUUUUGUAAAAUUUUGAAUCAUAAAACAAGUACAUUGGGCGCUACCUUAUUUAUGUUGUCAGAUAAUCUAUUAACUUUGUCUGGCAGUCAAAAAGCAUCUUUUUGAUAUAACUCAUUUCAGGGUGUUUUUAUCAGGCUGUAUUUCAAUCGAACUUUCUACACUCCCUGGUCCAACUCUGCAUUUGCAUUUUUCAUAAUCAGUCAACCCAUCAUCCCAUCUGAAAUCAAUUUUUUCAUGACAAGACUCAGCCUUUGGUUAAUGUAGAUAAUCAAAUUGUGUGAUCCUGAGCAGACUUUUUGAUCUUUUAGCUUUAAAUUGAUGUUAGUUUUGUGACAUCGUUUGACCUGUUCCAGUGUUCCAUCCAAUCAUUUCUAUAUCCUUAUCCAUGAUCAGCGAAUACAAAUAAAAUCUUUUUAUAGCAAGUUUGAGUCUUUGAUCCGCCACCCCUUCAAGCCUGAUUUUUCCGUUUGAUAAACCCAGCACAGUCAUUGAGAAUUCAUGAAAAUCAUCUUGUUGAAAAGCUAUCUUCUGGAUGUUGGCCUUCUUGGCUGUUACGUAUUGAAAAUAAUCUAAUGGCAUGGAGUUCAUAAUCAGAUCUAAUGUAAAAAUUAUAAAAUAAUCUAAUGCCAUGGAACUUAUCUGUAACUGUAGUCCCAUUAAAUGCACGGGAAUCCACACAGAUGGUCCAGGGAAGGAAAAAGGAUGCGCACUAUGCCUAUUGAUUCCAUAAUGUAUGGCUUCUAACCUUAGUUUCAUGAUUAUGGACCACUAGAGGUGAGAUCACAGUGUAUUUGUGAUAAUCUUGCUCUCAUCCACUUGGGGGUAGAAUGGUGAUAGCUUCUUUAACUCUUUAAGAACCAUUUCAAAUUCAUGCAAAAUUCGUUGAAGCUUCUUCUAGUGAGGUUCAUACGUUUUUCUAUAGAGAUUUCCGGCUUUCAGCUUCUUAUGCAUCCUAUUGUCACAUCAGCCAUGUUAUCUUAUCAGCUGAAAUUUCAUGGUAACCAGCGUAAGUCCAAGGUGAUCCCUCCCAAAGCUUCUCAAUAAGGACAAAUACAAUGUCUUUUCCUGUUAAGAGGCACAAUGUCAAAGUCUUUGCCAAUGUUCAACCCUUGUACGAUCAGUUUCAACUGAAGGCGCACUAGUUCACAGAUCAUCUGCAAUUCAUUAAGCACCUUAAUGCUCACUUGAUUUCCCUCAAUGUAUAAAUUGAGUUUUUUAACCAAGGUUGGAUCCAUGAAAUUAUAUGAACUGCAUGAGACCAAUAAAACUAGAUCUUUUUUACCAUGUAUCCAUUUAACAUUAUUUUAGUUCGAAAGAUCUGAAUAUAGUCUGAAUGGAAACUUCCUACAAAGAUUCAGAAAAUUUAUCAUCCUAUUCUUCUGUUGAAGAACCUUUGCUUUUUCGUUGAUGCACCUAUAUUAAGAAGACCCUGGCCAUGCAGAAAUGAGGUUAGAGAAAAAAAUUAUGAAAUAAAAACUGAACAGCCUUUCUCUUCUCUUGUUCAGGAUAGGCCAACCUCUGUUCUAGAUUUUGAUGGAUUCUAAAGAUAUUCUUGGGAGUAGCUGAUAUUCAUUAACUAAUUCGUUGCCUUAUAACUUUUAUAUUUAUGUUAGCCACUCCUAUUACUGAAUUAGUGAAGAUUCCAAUUAUUAUAUGAGCAGACUGCGACAGCUUCAUCCCUAGCAGUAGAAUUAGUGAAAGCUCAGUUUCUUCAACUGAAUUAACGUCUUAUUCAAUCUCGCUGAGAAACAAUCAAGGGAAGAAGCUCAUCUUGAUUUGAGAUACCUCGCUUAAAAUAAUUAAUGCGAGUAAUCUAGUCAUAUUAUUGAAUACCGGGUUACAGGCCUUAAGGGUGGUGACAGAAUCAAUCCUUGAAUUUAGCAUAUCUUCUUCAAGGUCAACCUCUAGGAAGAGGAAAUAAUUAGCUAGAGGAAGUUGAGGCAGAGUACAGAGAUGCAAGAUAUGCAAAGAACGUGAAUUACUAGGUUCUAUGUCUCCGAUCACCUAUUAAGUUCCUGCCAAAAUCAGUGAUUCUGUAUCCAGUGCUGAACACUAUAAGGAAAGUUAUGAAAGCAAAACAACUGCUAGACAACUAAUGAGAACUUAUAUUAUUUCUAUGAGUGGUAACUCUUGGCUAACAACUAAUGACUUUCAGUUAUUUCUACUUGCGGGAACUCACUGCUGACAACUAGUCACAAUUAUUAACUAUCUGUAUCAUCUAUAACUCCGUAGAUCUUUAGUAUUUUAAUGAUAGAGUGAUGUUCUUGUAGUGAAAACAAAGUAGUGUACACUUAAUGACUGUCAUGGUGAUGCAAAGUCAGGUGACAAGUUAUCUGAUUGUCCCCUACUUCCACCAGUUCAGUAGCAAAAUAGUAGCGUGUUUUCUUUCCUUUCAAUAAUUUUACUGUAUCAGUGUUUUAGGAACCUUGCUGAGGAAUAAGCUGGUACCAGAUCCUUUUUAUGGAUUGAAGAACGAGACAAUUAUUGAUAUUGCUGAUUCUGGGAGAGAUUAUUAUACUUUUUGGUUUUUUACAAGCUUUAAAUGUUCACCGGUAAGCAUAACAUCACCUGUAUUGACCUUUCUUGGUUUUAUAAAAUGAUCAGUCUUUUGCUUGACAUUAAUUUGUGGAAUGAUGUCUGGUUUCAGAUCGAAAUGAUAAUGGGCGUCUGUACACAGUUAUGUUAUGUACAGACCACCUUUAUAUGUUUUUAAUGUUCUAAUUUGUUGAUUUCUCUUUUCAGAAAGCAUGUUGACAUAGAAAAGAAAAUUCCUUGUGAGCUUAUAUAUUUCUAGAAAUAUUUGAAAUCUCCUAGGAUGAUCUCCAUCGCUAAUAACUCGUCGAAGGUUGUGUAGAAAUGUAUAAAGUGUCCAAAACUCUUGAUAACCUCUCUAUUAGAUCAAAUCAAGUCCGUUUGGUUCAUGUUCACAAGAUGUAGCCAAUGACAUUUUUUACUCUGAAGAAAACCAGAAAUAUGGGUAGCUAAAAGUAGUAUUACAGUGAAAAACCAGAAUUCUUCUCGCACACGUAAGGACCCUUUUUAUUCUGUACCCUUCCUUGGCCAAACCCUUUUAGAGUUUAGUGUUCUUAGUACAUUAGGAAUUAUUUCCUAACAUAGGCAAUCAAACGUUCCAAAGAUUAUAUCUUUAUAUCUCACAUUGAAUUCAUCAUAAAUAAGUAAAUGCUCCUACAUCCAGACGAUAAAUCAAUAGAAAUACAGGUAAUCGACAAAUAUUGAUUUUAUGACCAUGUUUAUCUCAAGCAAGGUUCAGGGUGCUUUGGAAUGCUCUUUCAUGCAGUUGAAAUGAACCUGAUUACCUUAGCUUGAUGGUAUUAACUACGUUUGCGAUGCACUUGUGUGCAGGUGUACAAACCAUUUCUAAAAAAAAAUUGGGUACAUACAAACUCUGCAAUAGAUGUUCAUAUAACUUCUGUACAAUUCUAAAACAUGUCUUUUUUAGCCAUUAUAGUAUUUUUUGAAUGAAACUAUUCUAGUAAGUGGACUAUACCAAGAUUCCCAUUGCUAAAGUUAUUUCUAAUGGAACAAGGAAAGCUUCCUUAGCUCACAUUUCAUUGGAAAUAAGUGGUAGAGACUAUACCACCAUUAGAUCAGGUAUGAAGUUUGGGUCUGCUUUAACCCGUAAAUACAUAUCCAGGGGAUUUGCUUUCUUUCUAUUUUUGGGAGUAUCUUUUUCCAGGUAAUAGAUUGGCAAUCAACUUCUGGAAAAUAAAACAGUGAACAAUUCUUAAACAUUAUUUGUCAAGCCCGGCCUUCAGCAUUUUGAUGUUUUUUAAACACUAACUUGUUCUGCCUAUAUUUUCACUGUCUUUGCUCUUUAUCAUAGAUAUUAUGUCAAUGUUUUCCAUAUUUUUAAUAAAAGAGUUACUUUAUAAUAAACUCAUAUAUUGAUACAUCUAAUGUGUAUUGAUUUUGAUAUUGACUGUCUGUGCACGUACAAUACCGUACCAUACAUCUCCUAUUCUUAAAGAGAAACUGACGACUGGGAUCGCCUUAACUAAAAUACUGUCUAAAUGCCUUCAUCUCCCAGUCAACACAUCAACAUCUGGAUCUCAAUUUCCGUGCAAUCAAUUAUUCAGCAGAUCUAUACUUGAAUGGCCACGGAAAGUCUUUGCCCAAGGGGAUGUUUCGGAGGCAUUCUCUUGACGUUUCUGAUAUUCUGAAUCCUGCUGGAAUAAAUUUGUUAGCAGUGCUCAUUCAUCCUCCUGAUAAUCCUGGGCGUAUACCACCAGAGGGUGGACAAGGUGGAGAUCAUGAGGUAUGAGAGGCAUUCUACUGUAAUUUGAGUUUCUGGUUUGUCUUGUUGUCUUUCACGUUGUUUUUUAUCCUUUGUACAUUAAAAAUACGGUGUGGCAAAAUAGUAUCAUUGUGUCUCCUAUAUUUAGUUCUGUUGAAAAUUCAAACGAAUGAGAGUAGCUGAGGGGUGCCUCUCUUUUGCUACUGCUAUGCAUCUGCACAGACACAAGAGUUCAAUACUACUGUGAAUUCCCACACCAUAAGCUGUCAAUACUAUUGUCAAAUCAUAGUAGCUUCUUGAGGUUGGACCGCCUUGUGUCUUGCCUGUUGCCAAUAAGGCAAUUGAAUAAUGGGUAGUAAUUUUACAGUUCCAAGCAUGUGGGAAGGACUAAAAAAAUGUUGAGAACUGGGGAGAGCUGUCCAUCAAAACGAGACCAAAUGAUAUAGAAAAGAACGACUAUACGAGACAUUUUGUCAUUGGCGAUAAGUUAGAGGCAGAGCAGAACUAUGUGGCAACUCUUGAGGUUGACAGUUACCAACAUCUUCCACAAAGGGAUAGGGCCAUGCGGAAGGGAUGUAGGUGUUGAGAUAAUGGCACCGAAAGGGUUAGAUUGCAGAGGUUGAAAGAAGAGACCAGCUGAUUGAAAUAGUUACUGAAGUCGAGUCUAUUGAGUAGACAAUUGUGACAGUCUACUGUGGAACACUAUACUGUUUUAACAGAAGGGGUCAGGAUGGUACAAUGAGAAGGCUCAACAUUAUCAAUGAUAGCAUAGGGCCGAGUUGGAUGAAUCUACUUGUGACAAAAGGGCUUUGGGCGAAUAUCCUAGAUAGUGUAAUUGUCGACUUUGAUAACCUGAAUAUUCAAGCUCCAGAUAGUGAUCAUGGAUGGCAUCAUAAUGUUCAAAGAGUGCAUCAGCAAUAAUCUGAUAGGACCAAAUAGAAUGCAGAUGCAGUUUAACUCACAAAAACUCCCGGAAAAAAUGUAGAGUAGAUGCUGAUACUUAUCUGUUCAGACACAAAUGUCAAUAGGGCUAUCCAAGUCUGGAUCGGUUUGCUUAAACGAAUGAGCCAUAUGAAAGGAUCUUGAAAGCACUUGUUUGCGUUUCUCAUUCACCUAGUGGGCUGUGAAUAGCAGUCGACAGAUGCACAGCGACUGUUCAUGAGCAGAUGAUGAGAAGGAUGGUAGAGACUUUUGAAGGGGAUAACAACAAAAUCCAUUCCGUGAAAUCAAUGUGAGUACAUAAUUUCUCAAAGACAUUCAAUGUAGAGGAUCAGACGUGAGGAGGAGAAGACUCUUAUACCAUGAUAGAUAGAGAGAACAGAGAAUUUUAGAUUUGCCUAAACUGUGGUCUUGUUAUGCAUAUGCCUAUUUACGAGUGCAUGAUCCCAAAGAAAGACAAAAAGGAAAACUGUGAAUUAUAGAAAAACUGUAUAGGAAAUAGAUUAUUCUCUCUAGUGUACUGAUUGAUUGGCAAUACUCAUUUAGAUUUCUGGUGUUGAAGUUCCUUUUUCUGGUUCCAGAUGCUGAGAUUUAAUCUUGAAUCAUUUACCUCAAAAAUCAUCUACCGUUUAGCUACAUCUCUGACCUUGUUUAGUGGAUUGAUCCUGGUGAACCUGAAGCAAGCAUAUUGCAGUAGAAAAAGAGUCGAGAGUAGAACCAAUUGCUCACGGGAUUAACAUGAAGUAGGUUAAAAGGAAUCAAUUGGCCUUCCAGUGUACUUUCGCAAAAGUAGUAGCAGUUAGCAUCAGUUUAAACUCCAGUCAUUAUCUGCAUCUGCAGGCAUGCAUGACUUGGUCCUAUAGUUGCACUCGCUGUCCUUUCCUCGCUUCCUCUGACUGUAUCCCCUCAUGCAAUCAUUUCUUUCCUCCUUACCUUUGUCUUUCUUUUAUCCUUCAUCAUAGAGAUUCACGGUCUAUUGGGGAUUGACAUUUCCCUUGAAAUUUGCGAAAUAAUUGCUGAUUUGGAUAUAAACGGUUGAUUCCACGAAGUGCAGUGGCAGCUCAGUAAUCAUAUAAUACGCUCUUUCAUGUUUCUUAUCCAUGUGAUAGGUAUUUAGGCAGAUCGAGCCCAUGCCACUCCUUGCUGUGUUUGAGGCAAGUUGAAGCCCUGCUAAUAUGAGGCACCAACAUAACAAGUCUUCUCAGAAAUAAGAUUUCCAUUAGUUGCAUAUAUAGUCACAGAUAUUAUGUCGAAGAUUCCAUGAUUCUUAAAAUACUUAAUAUGGAUAGUAAAUCUCUUGAAUCUGAAUAGGACUGACAAUGUUUAAUUCCUGAUGAGCCAUGAAAGAACUGAUCCUGACGAUUGUAGCUCUCAAUCUUAACCCUUGCUGGGAACUACAAUGGAUAAUGUCAUGUAAUAAGCGACAAGAUGAGAGAGGACCAAUAAAGAAUGGGACAACAUGAAUGAGUUGAAAUGUUCUGCCCCCCAUGGAAAGGAUUCCUCAAACUUUCUUUGGUGUAAUGUCAUGUCUCAAGUAAAGUAUAUUGGUUUCCAGGUUCUCUAAUUACUUUCUGGCUCUGCAAAACGGAUCUUUUUGUAAUACUUUGUCUGUUGAAGUAUUUACCAAUAUUUCAAUGGUUAAAAAUUUGCUUGCACUUAUUUUGCUAUUUUUCUAGCAUUUGCUAUACACAUACAUGGAUAUGUAUAGUUGUUUCCGUUGUCACCUUCUUUUCUGACAAUAUUUAAAUAUUUUAAUGGCAGAUUGGAAAAGAUGUUGCUGCUCAAUAUGUGGAGGGUUGGGACUGGAUGGCACCAAUAAGGUGGUCAUUUAUUCAUCUUUUACGGAGACUCUAGGUUAUACGAACAUUUCCAUUUUGUUAAUCUUGAUGCCUUCUUGAUUGAACGAGUUCCUGUCUUCCUGUCAUUUUAUCACUGAAAAUUUCAGCUGUCAGAUAGCAAAAGGGAGGAGGAAAACCACCGCAAUUUCUAGUCACAAACUUUUUUAGUUUUAAUAAACCUUCAGUGGGACGUUAGCUGUGUUGUAUUUUCCAUGACUUAUGUUGUUACUUAAAUCACUUACUCUCAAAAAGUUAAUCACGAUUUUGAGCAUGGCCGGUUCCUCCUUGUCUAGUUGAAUGAUGCGUGACCACUAAUUAUUGGCUUGCAUUUAAAUUAAGAAAAUUCCAAUCUAAAGGUUAAUCAAAGCUUCAAGUUAUGGAAUUCCUUUAAUUUCCCUUAUUUAAUUUCAAUCUUCUUACAAAUUGAUGCAUUCGAAGUCAGUUGCAUGUGACGAGUGUGAAGCAUGAUAUCAAGAAUUAGAUUUGGCUGUUAGAUUGGUUAUGCCUGAUCUGAUCUCAAUUGGGAUCUUCCUGUGGAUUGAAAACAAUUUCCAGAUAAUUCAGCAGUUUUGAGAUGAGUUCAAAACAUUAGUUUUAAAAUAUGAAUCCCAUUUUUAUUGGUUAUUUGAUACGGGCAGACACCACCCAGUGAUAUCAUUGAUUUUUGUUCACUUCAUUCAAAUGCCAAUCAACUUAAAAAAAAUAUUCUUUAACUUUGGCAAUUAUGUUUCUAGUUUACUGAUUGGUUUUCAGUCAUUGCUAAUUUCUCAGCAAUGGCUGAGAAUUGGAACUUUAUGUUACAUAUGAGAGGACUAUCGAUUCGGACAUUUAUAAUUUUAAAAUAUGAUCUAAUAAGUUUUUUUGUUAUAAUUUUUUUUAUAAGUUUCUAGAAGGCUUUUGACUUUUGGAUUACAAGUGAAGGUAGGCAGAAGAAAAGUAGAAUUUAAAAAGACAGCCUUAUUCUAGACUCAGUCCUUUCUACAGACAGGGAAGCUCUCUUUCUGUGUCCAUAGUUUAUCGUGUUUUGUUCAGAAAGGGGGUGUAAAUCCUGCGAGGUGAAGUACAAAUGUAAUGACUGAUAUCAAUUAAACCAAGACACGAAAGAUCGAAUGUCAAAAAGUAAGUAAUAACAACGCUUGUUUGAGCCAUACAACAUUGGAUAGAAUACAAUAUAAAAUGUGAUGGUAAAUAAAGGGGCUGAGGGUAGACUUGAAUCAAAGUAUAAAGUCCGCAAGACAGUGAAACGAAGCACCGUAAGAAAGGAGGAAGUAUAAUGCCAAAUGAAGGAAGACUAUCUUUUCAUUUGACCAUUGAAAUUCAAAAGAAACUCUCUUAAUAUGAUCUGGUGCUCUCUUAUUUAUAUUGCUAAAUUCUAGACUGACUUCCUCUCUUGGAAGGGGGUAACUACUUUCAAAGGAGUAUUUUUCAAUAAGAAUUGUUUUGAUUGAUAAGAAUCAGCUCAUUAACAUUAAGGUUUUGCUCACAAAAAUGUCCUAAAGAGUAGACGAAUGAAUCAAUAGUACUAGUACCAUAUAGUGGUUUUCAUUUCUCUCUCCGUAAGUUUAGUUUGUGAUCUUGUCUCAAGGCUUAGGCAGUUCCAUGAGAUUGUAGGAAUUACAAGCACAAGAAACUAGGGACAGCAGAAGAUUUUCUAGUGUUCUUAUCCAUUCUACUCUAGUCAUCUAGACCUCUUUCUGGGUACCUUUAACUUCGUGGUCAUUUCAUUCCUUGCAACUUUAAUGCUUAUAGUUGUAUUAUUAGCUCAUCUCUUCUUGCUGAGCAAGUUGAUCUUUCUGUGGAGCUAAAAUUACUUAGCCAUUCCAAGUCGGAUUUUUGUGCAAAAUAUAUUACUGUAUUCAUGAUCUUGGAACUAUGUACUGAGAUUUUGCUAAGCGAGUAAAACAAAUAAUUUCGUUCGUCUUCUUCAUCCUCAAUAGAAUGUAAUAGCCAUUAUACUCAUUUCAGUGUUGUGUAGAGCAUCAAUUAUAGCUAGAAUAUCAAAGAGUGGAUUUGUAUUCAUAAAAUCUUUUCAUUCCAUUGAUCAAGUUAUUCAACAUAUAAUAAGUAUGUUUUAUCGGAGGUUCUGUUCAUCUACUUGCUCGUAUUAUUGUUUUCAAAUGCUCAUGCUGCCUUACUUUGUUACUCGUAAUAAUGUGCGCAUGCUGUUUGCAUAAUCUCACCUAGUCAUUACUUGGAUUUUCUUAAUGAUUUAUUAAUGCAAAGAAAAUCGGCUGUGCAUCCCACUUUUCUCUUAAAAAAUGAUUUAAUAUCUAAUACAUUUUCUGAUAUGCUAGAUCGUUUUAGUGAAAAACUCUUAACUGUGGACUUAAUUGGAUGCUACAUGAGAUUAUCGAUAAAUUUAUUUCCUGUGACAGGGAUAGGAACACUGGUAUCUGGGAUGAAGUCUCAAUUUCUGUAACAGGGGUAUGCCGUCCAUUUUUAAUAUCGCUGUUUUAAAUCUCUCAGAGUUUGUUAUGUUUAAUCCAUCUACGCUCUACAAAUUCUUAAAGUGAUGCUUCAGUUAUCUUGAUAGUGAGAGACAUUUGACAUCUUGAUUAAUCUUUUGAUCAUGCAUGGUGAUGGGGUAUCAAUAACAAAUAAGAUCUUAUGUGAUUUUUUUAUUAUUUUUUUAAUUAUUGGCUAACACCUGAUGUGAAUAAUUCAUUUGUCGUAUGCUAUGUAAAGGUUUGAUCAAAGCUGAGAACAUUACAUUAUAAAACUAUCUAUCAUAUGACAGUACUUUGUCUUUAUGCCCAAAAUAUUUCUAAUUUUAUGGUCUGCAUUAAACUGGAAAUUGAGAUGGAGUUCAGGCACAGUGAAGUACAUUCAUGAGAGGGGAAAAUUAUCCUACCUCUUUUUCUUGAAUCUCUUGGAAACAUUGAUUCUUGGCUGGCUUAAAUUGUAGUUUGUCAUCUUGACAAAAGUAUACUAGAAAAUAAUAUGCUUCAGUCAUCACCCCAUUACCGUUUCGCUAAAUAUGUUCUUCCCUGACUUUUAGUUCUUGUAGUUUAGUUUUGAUACUCAGAACGAACUGAAUUGGAGAGGUGAAAAUGAUCCCAGGAUCUUGAUUAUUACAUCUCUAAUGGCAUAGAUUUGUGCAAGUUUGAAUCUAAUCGGGCUGGCUCAAUUGCUGAACAAGUAGUACAUUUUGGUCAAAUUUGUACUACUGUUUUAAAACGUUUGAUGUUUCUUUGUUUCCAAGUCCUAGUCUAAUUUAGACUUGCGCUAUAUGUGAAGUAAAACUCAGUUAUUCAAUUAUUCUUUUUUGAAGAAGCCUUGGAAUAUGAUGAACUUUAGCAAAAAAUAGCUUCCAAAUAAAAUUUCCCUAAAAUUUGUACUACGUGAUGAGCUUUACUUGAAAUUUACUUGAAAUUUUAUGCAACCCAGGUAAGUGACUGAUGAGAGAGCAAUCGAGACUCAUAUGCUGUGAGGAAUAAUAUUUUUUACUCAUAAACAUUAAUGUUUACUAUGCAUCAAUCACGAUUGCAGUCAUUUACUAUGCCAUAAAUAGAUAUUUCCGUUCAACAAGGGAUGAUAAUCUGGUUUUAGAUGUUCAAUAGAGAAGAUAUCGAUGAGUUGUAUGCUGGAGCCAGUUCCAGAGUAACAGUUCUGAGAACUUUCUCAUUCCAGGGUUUUUCCCUCCCAAGAAUGCGUUACAUGGACAGGGGACCUAAUACCUACCCAUCUCCAUCUCCAGUUACCCCACGUCGAGAUGGGGAAGGCAGGCCAACUAUGCGCUUUCUCAUGGAUUAUGGCACCCAUCAAUAUUGUCUAUCAUUCACAAUACUACCAUAGUCUACUUUCUAUGAUCUUUUCCUCCAUAUUAAAUCUGUUGAUCUAAAGAAAACAAGUUUCCAAACCCUAGGCAUGUAGCCUCUUAGUUUCCCUGCCACUUGGUGCUUCACUACCUGUUUUGAAGUUGAAAGGACAUAAGAAAAGCAACGGGGUUUAGAAAUAAGUGGCUUCAUCUUGUAUCAGUGCAGCCAAAGUCCCAACAAUUGUGUUGAAGGGCACUACAGGAUAUAGAGCAGACAGUGUUUUGUCCACUAGCCCACAUGCAAAGACAUGUCACGUUAAAAUUGUGAUAUUCUAUUCAUUUUCUUCCUAUAUAUGGAAUUUCUUUACGGCACCAGUCGAUCAAUCCUGCAACCAUGGUUUCUAGUCUGACUUGUAAGAAUCAGAUCAAACUUUUACGAUUUUGCCAUGGGGAAGAUGUACUGUAUUCGCGAUUUUGAACACUGCCUCUUGUGCGUGUUGCUACUCAAUAGGUACAACGGAAUUCACUUUUUGAACUCCUUGAAUCAAAUUGCAUUUUAGUCAGUAAUUUAUCUUCCUUUUCCAUAGCAUGGAUUGGAUGGUCAUUCAUUGCUAGAAGUUUUUUUCGUGUAGUAUCAGAGGGCAUAAAUGUCAAAUGAUCUAUGUAAAGAUGGAAGCCCAAUGAACACGUAUUUGUAGCCUAUGUCAUGUAUGGUAGGAACUUGAUCGUGGAAGCAACGGAUUUGGUUACAUUUUCUGAGGUGUCACAAAUAUGUAUGUUUUAGGCAAAGGAUUUAUCACGUUUUUCUUGAGAGUAUGAGGGAGUACAAUAGGGGAAUGAUCACAAUUUAAUCUUGUUCCUUCUAGACUAGGCUAUCCGGAUCGGACUUGGUUACUAACCCUGUAGCUUUGAAUACUGCGUUAGAUUUGACAAUCAACUGACCACGUACCAGUCACAUGAGUCACAUCUACAUGGUUCCAACCAUCUUUGUUUUUUUUUGUUUAAAUGUUAAUAGCGUUUAAUUCAUGCUUUUUUGCCUAUUUUGGAAAUCGGAAGAACUGUAGGCGAUGAAAACCUAAGUAGGAAUAAUAAAAGAAAAAGAAAUUGGAAAACUAAAUCAUGCCACACACUGCUUAUCCCACCUGCCUUGGAGGUAGAAAAGAGGAUGAAAAGGGAACUUGGCUGAUGCAUGAACUUUCAUUGUUGUUGUCAAUUCGUUCGUUUUCUUUUCUAACAGAAAUAUAUCUGCACUUCUAAAAGCCUGAAAAUCUAUUUGACCAAUAUGCGUGAGGAUCCAUGAUUCAGUACUAAGCGGUAGUCUUGCAAAACCAAGGUAAACGUUAUUUAAAUGCUGGCGCAAUGCCCAGUUGAACUAACAAUACAUGUUGAUGGUUAGUACACAAUUUAUGUUGGUGAUGCUUCCCUGUUCAGUAAAGUUUGAAAGUAUAGUGUAGCUUCGUGUGCAUUUCAAUAACAGGGAACAUGUGACAUUUCUGCAUCUACGGUGUACAUGUUAAGGGUCACGUAAAAAUUUAUGUUCAAUUUAUUACUACAGAAAAUUUAUGUUCUUUCUUCCGCGCAUAAAUAUGUAGUCAAUGAGAUUGACUGCAUCAGGAACCAUGCCACAUCAUGCAUAAACUUUUCAUGCAAUGCAACCUAGGUGUUAUAUAACUAAGACUGAUCAGUGUAUAGUGAGACAUUUAUCCUUCUGUAACUUGGAAUAUCCUCAGUUACGUUUCAAUGAGAUAUUACUUUCAUUUCCAUUUUAGUUACUUGAUCACUAAACGUGGUGCUAACGAUACUGCAUUCAAUGAUGCAUUUUUGUCUUGUUAAACAUUGCAGCCGGUGAAGAUAAUUGACCCUCACCUAGUUUCAUCCUUCUUCGAUGACUUCAAAAGGGCUUAUCUUCAUUCAACAGCUGAGUUUGAAAACAGAAGUUCAUGGCUCGCAGAGUGUUCCAUAACUAUCCAAGUUACAGCUGAGCUUGAGGGAAGCAUUUGCUUGAUUGAGCAUCUCCUGAGUCAAGAUCUGAAGAUUCCCCCUAAAACCCGCAGUCAGUAUACAUUUCCUCCGGUGAGUAUUACCAUGGCCUGGGGCUUAUAUGAGAUCUUUGAUAACAUUACUGGAUGUUGUUCAAUCAUUUUAACAUUUAUUGACCAGGAGUAUUACAUUAUCAGUUUUUGGAAAAUGUGGUCUUAUAGUGAUACUGAUUAUUGAGGUAGCACUGAGACUUGUUGAAGCACAAACCCGUGGUGCUUGAAUGAGAUUUCCAUCUCCAAACUUACAUAAGCAUAAAAAAAGCAAUAAACGAUCAUUUUCUUUUCUCGCUUCUGAGUAUUUCCUCGAUUUUUUUAAUGGUAAACCGAAGUUGCUGGAGAAUGGAAAAAUCAAAGUGCCAAGAGGUGGUGGAGAAAGAGACUAGAAAGUAGUAUUCUUAAUCAUGCAAAAGUGUCCAUUGUUAAGUUCUAUCAGUCAUAGGAAAGAAGACCUGGCCUCUAGGUGAGACCCAUAGAAAAUAAAAGAUGAGUUUUGCUCCUUUCAUAGUCUAUAUAAUGCCUUAUAUCACUAUAUUGUUUCACCUGUUGAAUCUAUAUUAGUGUCAUUAUCUCGUCAAUUUGACAAACACAUCAGCUACUAUCGUGUAAAAACCAAACAUCCGUACAAAUUUUCCUUGAGGCAUUUGCAAAGUCGGGCCUCUUUUUUUUUGCUUAGCGAUAAUGCAUCCAUAUUCGAGUUCUAAUUUUCAUUUGUCCCCAUUUUUAGCUAUUUUUCUACAAACCCCAAUUAUGGUGGCCAAAUGGCAUGGGCAAACAAUAUUUAUACAAUGUUGAGAUAAGAGUUGAUGUUAAAGGAUAUGGAGAAUCAGAUUCAUGGCGCCAUAAUUUCGGAUUUCGAAGAAUUCAAAGCACGAUAGAUGCCACUACUGGUGGAAGGUGAGAGACUGUUCUCCACAUUAAUUCCGCGUCUUUUGUUUUCGAAAAUUUCUAGGUCAUUCACGUCUAUGUUUUGCAGGUUGUUUAAGGUAAAUGGACAACCAAUUUUUAUCCGCGGAGGAAAUUGGAUUCUGUCUGAUGGUUUAUUACGGCUUUCUGAGAAGCGAUACCACACAGACAUAAGGUUUCAUGCGGAUAUGAACUUCAAUAUGAUCCGAUGUUGGGGUGGUGGCUUGGCAGAGAGGCCAGAAUUCUAUCACUAUUGUGAUAUUUAUGGCUUGUUGGUAGGAGUUUCAAAAUUUUUACCAUUGAUAAAGUGUGAAAAAUUCUUCUCCUUUAUUUUGAUAAUGAAAGCCUUCUUCUUUUUGCUUGAAUGUGGGAUUCACUGAUAGAAAUGAUUCUAAUAAAGAAAAGAAACAGAUGCGCACAGACUAAUAGAAAUUUCAUCCUAUAAGUCAGAAACGUGAAACAGCUAGACAUGCGAAGUCAGCACCUGCUGCACAUCCACUUCACGACCAGCAUGUCAAGCUGCAGGCCUCACAGACUUGGAAAUAGUUUCCUUGAAGUAUCCCAUGCUAUUCACCAAUUCGUCUUAGCAUCUUAGACUUAUCCGCUUUUCAAGUUUGCUUCCCCAUCUUUGAAAACUCGAGAAAAACGUUCAUACGCUUUUGACUUGAAGACACUGGGAAUGGGCUCAACAUAGUUAGCUCAGUAACUCGUCACCUAGAGAUAUGCUCUGACCUGCCAUGACUCUGGGUUAUAUCCUAUCUCAUGAGAAUCGUGCUUGCAAUCAUACGUCUCCACACUACAUUUGCUUUUUCAUGGACACCUCCCAGACACUGUCCUACUAGAAGAGCAGUCUUUAGCAAUUUUUCUUUUAUGUAAGUGAAAAAAUCAUUCCAAUCGUCAAAACAAACAGGGAAGUCUUCGUAUUAAGGAAAUCACAUUCUGAUCGAUGAGUCCAUGUCAGGAAUAGAUUUACUGAACAUAUGGGGUAAGAUGGUAGCCAAAAACUAAAUGAAACUCGUUUGCUUUUCCCACCAAACUUGCUUGUUUUCAUCCCUCGUCAUCUACAGUACCCAUAUUCAUCAUCUCGAGAUAUUUUUUGUUAACGGGCUAAAUUACUUGCUUCCUUCUGUUGUAACCAAUUAUUUUCUACUUUUUUUAAAUGUUUCGUGCCCUCAUUCAGUCGUCUACCUUGUUCUUCUGACCUCUUUCCGAAAUAGUGGACCUGGUAACCUUUCCUAGAUGUAAAACGCACAAAUGCCUGUGCAAUUCAUCUAAUGAAUCCGUAAUCCAUAUUUCCAGGUAUGGCAAGAAUUUUGGAUAACUGGUGACUGUGAUGGGCGUGGAAUACCAGUCUCCAAUCCUGAUGGACCUUUGGACCAUGACCUGUUCCUGGUUUGUGCGAGAGACACUGUCAAACUCUUGAGGAAUCAUGCAAGCCUUGCUCUAUGGGUGGGCGGGAAUGAACAGACACCACCUGAUGAUAUCAACACAGCCCUGAAAAAUGACUUGAGACUUCAUCCGCUCUUCCAAACUUGUGACAAAGACGUCGAACUAGAGGAGGACCCACUGCAAGAGGCAAAAGACCCAAGUCAGUUUCUUGAUGGAACUCGUGUCUACAUUCAAGGAUCUAUGUGGGAUGGCUUCGCUGAUGGAAAGGGUAAUUUCACAGACGGCCCAUAUGAAAUCCAGAACCCAGAAGAUUUCUUCAGUGAUGAUUUCUACAAAUACGGGUUCAACCCAGAAGUUGGCUCCGUAGGGAUGCCUGUUGCUGCGACAGUUAGGGCUACAAUGCCACCUGAAGGAUGGAAAAUUCCAUUGUUUAAGGAGGUCUCCAAUGGUUACGUGGAGGAAAGCCCAAAUCCUAUGUGGGUAUAUCAUAAAUAUAUUCCAUACUCGCAGCCCGGAAUGGUUCAUGAUCAAAUCUUACUAUAUGGCCAGCCAACAGACCUCGAUGAUUUUUGUCAGAAGGUUUGACUUUUCUUUACCGUCCUUUGGUCAGUUCAGGCUCUUACUCUCUUCGUAAUAGUCUUUUCAGUAAGUCAAUCCCUCGUUUCAGGCACAGCUGGUGAAUUACGUCCAAUAUAGAGCUCUCCUUGAGGGUUGGACUUCACGAAUGUGGAGCAAGUAUACUGGCGUUCUAAUCUGGAAGACCCAGAACCCAUGGACUGGCCUCCGAGGUCAGUUUUAUGACCAUCUACAUGAUCAGACGGCGGGGUUUUAUGGUUGCCGCCAUGCAGCAGAACCUGUUCACGUGCAGCUGAACUUGUCAACCUACUUCAUAGAGGUAAGUCAACUUCAGUCCUGAACUUGAUUCCGUGUUUCCUUGUCCCCUGUUCUGUAAAGUUGAGGUCUUCUCAAAUCAGGUAGUGAACACCACAUCAGACGAGCUUCAGGGCGUAGCAGUAGAGAUUUCUGUGUGGGACCUGGAUGGAGCUUGCCCAUAUUACCGGGUCACCGAGAAGAUCUCAGUCCCACCCAAGAAAGUGCUCACGACAGUGGAGAUGAAGUAUCCACAGUCAAAGGGCGCGAAGCCAGUCUAUUUCCUCCUCCUCAAGCUCUUCCUCGUCUCCAGCUCCCGCGUCCUAUCGAGGAACUUCUACUGGCUGCACUCCCCUGGAGGGGACUUCAGGCUCUUGGAACCCUAUCGGAGAAGAACAGUUCCCCUGGAGAUAACCUCCGAAGCGACGGUUCAGGGAUCUGCUUACACAGUAAAGAUGCAUGUGAGGAACAUCUCGAAGAACCCAAAUCCAGAAAUUACAAGUCAUGGAAAGGGCUGUGAUCCGGAUUUGACACAGAUGGCUGCAACAGAGAGACCGCUCUUCGGUGCCUUACGGAGGAUCUUUGGGAGCCACUUCAGAAGGGGUAGCGAUGGUGGUGCGAACGUCGUCAGAGUCAACGGCACAGACGCAGGAGUUGCAUUCUUCCUUCGUUUCUCGGUGCACAGAGCUCAGCAAGACCAUGAGGAAGAAGACACCCGGAUCCUUCCCGUCCAUUACUCUGACAACUACUUGUCCCUCGUCCCCGGGGAGUCCGCUGUUGUGGACAUCUCCUUUGAGGUUCCCUCUGGUGUCAGCCCUCGUAUCAAGCUCGUUGGUUGGAACCACCCCGGCGGCGUGUCCAUCUUGUAA
Molecule: messenger RNA, 18674 nt
Organism: Spirodela intermedia
Lineage: Eukaryota; Viridiplantae; Streptophyta; Magnoliopsida; Alismatales; Araceae
Source: the annotation of a GenBank genome assembly